CUUCACACUUGCUACUGCUACUCGCAGAGGAGGACAGGAGAAACUAGGACUUUAAGAAAAAGGAAUACAUAACACAAAGAUUGGACAGAGCUUUUAUAGCAUGAACAGACUUACGGUUGCAGUUUUCCUGCUGGCAGUUUGCUUUUCUUUCUGCAAAGGAGUUGUAGGGAACCCCUGCUGCUCAGAGCCAUGCCAGAACAGGGGUGUCUGCACCGCAAUGGGAUCAGAUAACUAUGACUGUGACUGCACACGCACUGGAUAUUAUGGACAAAACUGCACAACGCCUGAAUUUCUCACCUGGAUAAAGAUUUCCCUGAAGCCCACGCCCAACACGGUCCACUACAUCCUGACCCACUUCAAGGGUUUCUGGAACAUCAUCAACAACAUUUCAUUUCUCAGAGAUGCCAUCAUGAAAUACGUGCUCACUUCUCGAUCCCAUAUGAUCGACAGUCCUCCCACUUAUAAUGCGGAUUAUGGAUAUAAAAGCUGGGAAGCCUAUUCCAACCUGUCUUACUAUACUCGUGCUCUUCCUCCUGUUCCGGAGGACUGCCCAACCCCUAUGGGAGUAGUUGGUAAAAAGGAGCUACCUGAUGUUAAGGUUUUGGCUGAGAAGCUCUUGGUAAGGAGACGGUUUAUUCCAGACCCACAAGGUACCAGCUUGAUGUUUGCGUUUUUCGCGCAGCACUUCACACACCAGUUCUUCAAGUCUGAUAUGAAGAACGGACCUGCUUUUACAGUGGCUAAAGGCCAUGGGGUGGAUCUCGGACACAUUUAUGGUGACAACCUGGAGAAACAACACAAGCUCAGGCUUUUUAAGGAUGGCAAGCUUAAAUAUCAGACGCUAAAUGGUGAGGUGUACCCCCCAUUGGUUAAGGAUGUUGGUGUCGAAAUGCACUACCCGCCACACGUCGCAGACUCUCAGCGCUUUGCUGUUGGCCACGAGGCGUUUGGCCUGGUACCUGGCCUCAUGAUGUACGCCACCAUCUGGCUCCGUGAACACAAUCGAGUGUGCGACGUUUUGAAGGAAGUUCAUCCCGACUGGGAUGACGAAAGACUCUUCCAGACGACUCGGCUCAUUCUUAUUGGCGAGACCAUCAAGAUUGUGAUCGAGGACUAUGUGCAGCACCUGAGUGGAUAUCACUUCAAACUCAAAUUUGACCCAGAGCUGCUCUUCAACCAGCGCUUCCAGUACCAAAACCGCAUCGCAUCCGAGUUCAACACCCUGUACCACUGGCACCCGCUGAUGCCUGACAGUUUCCACAUCGAGGAGAGGGAUUACAGCUACAAAGAGUUUGUCUUCAACACCUCUGUGAUGACUGAGCACGGCAUCGGGGGCCUGGUGGAUUCAUUUACCAAGCAGAUUGCAGGACGGGUUGCUGGUGGUCGCAAUGUCCCAGGACCCAUCUUGUAUGUCGCCAUCAAGUCCAUUGAGAACAGCAGACAAAUGCGUUACCAAUCCCUCAAUGCCUACAGGAAGAGAUUCUCCAUGCAGCCCUACACCUCAUUUGAAGACAUGACAGGAGACAAAGAAAUGGCCGCCAUUCUGGAGGAGCUGUACGGUGACGUCGACGCCGUGGAGCUCUACCCGGGCCUCCUGGUGGAGAAGCCCCGGCAGAACGGCAUCUUUGGGGAGACAAUGGUGGAGAUGGGGGCUCCCUUCUCCCUGAAAGGCCUGAUGGGGAAUCCCAUUUGCUCCCCAGAGUACUGGAAGCCCAGCACCUUUGGAGGCAAAGCCGGGUUCGACAUUAUCAACACAGCCUCCCUACAGAGGCUAGUCUGCAACAACGUACGAGGUCCCUGUCCAGUGGCAUCCUUUAAUGUACCCGACGUCAAAGAGACCGGAUCUAUGACCAUCAACUCGAGCACAUCGCACUCGCGGGGCAGCAACAUAAAUCCCACAGUCAUUCUUAAAGAAAGGACUUCUGAGCUCUAAAUACUGCGUUUAAAUGAAAAGAUUGUAUUUAUUAUUUAUUUAUUAAUUUAUUUUUGUAUUUAUUCCUCUGUUAUAUUUAUAGAUUUCUUUUAAAGGUUUGAUUUUAUGAGAUGUUGUAUGUGUAUGUAUGUUUGUGACUGUCUCUGCUGGUUUGUUAAUUUAUUAAAUUACCAAAUAAGUUAUUAUUUUGAUGAACAGAUACAUUGUAACAUAAUACUUGAAGUUUUAGACUGUCAGCUACAGAAUUCAAAUUCAUUACAUUCCUAUUGCUUCCUUAGAAAGAUUCCUGUAUUUCCAUUUAUGUUUGCACAUGUAGGCCUACAACUGGAAGAUUUGCAAAGCAACACUGCUACAGUAUACUGGUGACGCUCACAAUGACUUAGGUCUGAUUUAGUAUACAGCAAUGUGCAUUCCUGUUUUUUAUACUGGUGUACAGGUUUUUUUUUUCUUAAAAAGAAAACUUUGAAUAUCAGUAUCUAGAUCUAAACUGCAUCUUGAGUGAAUUGUUGUCUAAGAUGAAUUGUGUGAUAUGAUGGUAAUGUGCAGAAUGAGAUCAUUUCUUGUUUCAAUUUAAUAAAAGCUGACAGGAUUGGCCCUUUUUUCAGAAAGAAAAUUGUCUUUUGUUAUUUUGGAUUACAUUUCCCUGCUUCCUUUCUGUCUAAUUCAAAUGUAAAGCACAUUUUAAAUUCUCCUGUUCUUUCAUUUUUUAGGCCUAUUCUUUGUUGUUAAAUGUAUUAUUUAGCCCAUAAAUUAAUAAAGAUAAAGCACAUACUUUGCUAUUGUGCUAACUUUGA
Molecule: messenger RNA, 2727 nt
Organism: Girardinichthys multiradiatus
Lineage: Eukaryota; Metazoa; Chordata; Actinopteri; Cyprinodontiformes; Goodeidae
Gene: ptgs2b
Product: prostaglandin-endoperoxide synthase 2b
Exons: 10
Coding region: 101-1933 (610 amino acids)
Biological process (GO): response to oxidative stress; cyclooxygenase pathway
Cellular component (GO): cytoplasm; neuron projection
Molecular function (GO): peroxidase activity; heme binding; prostaglandin-endoperoxide synthase activity
Source: RefSeq, a predicted model, not a curated record